Messenger RNA from Micromonas pusilla CCMP1545, 1092 nucleotides. RefSeq lists its product as uncharacterized. Gene Ontology annotation, biological process: iron-sulfur cluster assembly. Gene Ontology annotation, cellular component: mitochondrial matrix. Gene Ontology annotation, molecular function: protein binding. The record is from RefSeq and is a predicted model, not a curated record. The coding region runs from base 1 to 1092 and encodes 363 amino acids. The transcript has a single exon. NCBI's taxonomy places the organism in Eukaryota, Viridiplantae, Chlorophyta, Mamiellophyceae, Mamiellales, Mamiellaceae.
AUGACGGGCCGCCUCGCCGUCGGCGCCGCGCUCGCGUCCCGUCGCGUCCUGCGCAUCGGCGGCGAGGACGCGCUGUCGCUCCUGCAGCGCGUCGUCACGAACGACGUCCGACCGCUCGCGUCGCCCGGCGCGGCUCCGGUGUACGCGGCGCUGCAGAACGCGCACGGGCGGCUCGAGCACGACGUCUUUCUCCAUCGCGAGAUGAUGAGCGCGGCGGGCGGCGUUUCCGGCGCGCUGCUCGCGGACCUCCCCAGCGACGGCUUCGACGCCGCGCUCGCGCUUCUGAUGAAGCUGCGGCUGCGCGCGGCGGUGACGCUGGACGACGUCGGCGACGACCACGCGGUCGUCGUCGCCGCGGCGGACGAUGAUGGCGAGGAGGGAGGACGCGGCACUAGCGUCCUCCCCGCGCGGUUCCAGUUCCUCCCCGUGGACCCGCGGUGGGUCGGGCUCGGACGCAGGGGGGUGCUGCCCGCGGCCGCGGUCGCCGCGUUGCUGGGCAGCGCGUCGCCGUGCGGGCGCGGAGGGAGCGGAGGAAGCGACGGCGGCGACGCGUCGACGUCGACGUCUGAAUCUGAAUCUCGAUCGAUCGAUCCGUUCGACGGCGGCGGCGACGCGGCGUAUAGACGCCACCGCUACCUCCGCGGCGUCGCGGAGGGCACCGCGGAGCUCGCGACGCGGCUGCCGCUGGAGUGUAACCUCGAGGGGUUACACGGCGUGUCGUUCGAUAAAGGGUGUUACAUCGGGCAAGAGCUCACCGCGCGGACGCACUUCGUCGGCGUCGUUCGCAAGCGUCUGGCGCCGAUCGCGUUUCGCUCCGCGGAGGACGCCGCCGCGGCGCUCGCGAGCGGCGGGACCGUGCACUCGAGCGCGGCGGCGGGGCCCUCGGGGUCGAAGCGAGAGCGAGGAGGGGUGGGCAAGGUCGUCGCGGUCGAGGGCGACGUCGGGUUAGCGAUGAUGCGGGUGGCGGCGAUCGGGUCCGACGCGAGGAUGUGGGCGACCGUCGACGGGGGCGGCGAGGUGGAGAUCGAGACGCCGGCGUCGGCGCCGUCGUGGUGGCCGAAGGAAUGGACCGACGCGGCCGAGCGUUCGUGA